Molecule: messenger RNA, 1518 nt
Organism: Trematosphaeria pertusa
Lineage: Eukaryota; Fungi; Ascomycota; Dothideomycetes; Pleosporales; Trematosphaeriaceae
Product: MFS general substrate transporter
Exons: 5
Coding region: 1-1518 (505 amino acids)
Biological process (GO): transmembrane transport
Cellular component (GO): membrane
Molecular function (GO): transmembrane transporter activity
Source: RefSeq, a predicted model, not a curated record
AUGGCCGUUGCUAUGGCUGCGUUCCUGACUGGAUCCGUCAUCGUCAUGUCGUCUUUUGCGGGGCGCGAUUUGCAUAUGACGAAUGCUGAAAUUACGUGGAUGAAUGCUGCGACUUCACUGUCUUCAGGGUCCCUGCUGCUCUUCUUUGGAAGUAUAGCAGAUCUGUUUGGGCGCAAGUCCAUGUUCAUAGGCUCCAUGUUCCUCUUCGCCGUCUUUUGUCUCGGCGCCGGCUUUUCUAAGAACGGUCUCACUAUCGAUGUCAUGAACGGCGUCCUGGGUAUCUUCAGCGCAUCUGCCGUACCUCCCGCCCAAGGCAUGCUCGGUGCAAUCUACGCCAAACCAUCCAAGCGCAAGAACAAAGUUUUCGGGUGCUUCAGCGCUGGCAACCCGCUAGGCUUUGUCUUCGGCAGCAUCUUUUCCGGUCUAGCGACGCAGAUCUUUAACUGGAGGGCGUCAUUCUGGCUGCUGGCCAUCGUCUACUUGGUGGUGAGCGUUGUGGCAGCGUUCACGGUGCCGAACGACAUGACGCAGAAAGAGAAAUUCAAUGAGGAGACGUUCAAGAGAUUAGAUUUGCCGGGUACGGGGAUGACGAUCCUGGGGAUUGGCAUGUUUUGCGCUGCGCUGAGUCUUGGGAGCGAUGCAACCGAUGGCUGGAAAACGCCCUACGUACUCGUCCUGUUGAUCCUCGGUGUUCUCUUAAUGGCGGCGUUUGUGGUGUGGGAGAUGAGGUACCCGUAUGCGAUGAUUGAUAUGAAGAUCUGGAACGACAGAGACUUCUCGCUGCUGCUCACUAUCAUGGUCUGCGGCUUCAUUGGCUUCCCCGUCCUCUCCUUCUGGCUCGCCCUUUACUUCCAGAGAGUCCUCGGCUUUUCCGCGCUUAUGACGGGCGUGCACAUGCUGCCCAUGGUCGUCUGCGGGCUACUCGCGAAUCUUGUGGCAGCGCUCAUUCAGCACAAGGUGUCUAAUAAGCUCAUCAUGGGCCUUGGCGCAAUAGCAUAUGUCGUCUCCUUCGUUCUUGCGGCAGUGCAAAGACAUGGAGACUCCUACUGGGCGUUUUCCUUCCCUGCGCUGUGCUUGUGUGUUGUGGGAGCGGACUUCCAGUUCAUCAUCGCAAACAUGUACGUCCUCUCCUCCAUGCCACCGAAUCGGCAAUCCAUCGCAGGCUCCCUCUUCCAGACGCUCACCCGUCUAUGCACGGCCGUCGGCUACGGAAUUGCGACUGCCAUCUUCGACUCUGUACAGAGCAGUCCUGCAUCCUCUGGCUAUUAUGCGCACAAUGCGGUCGAGCCGUAUGCGGCGACGUUCUGGUUCUCGGCUGCAUUUGCGGCCGUUGGUGUGCUCUUCGUGCCGUGGUUGAGGAUUGGCACACAAGGGCAUACGGGCGAUGAAGGACGGUUGGUUGACCAAAGGGGUAGCGGAGAAGAGCAAAUGCAGGGAGGAGGUGCAGAGAAGGGUGGAAACUCGGUGGGCGGUGCGGGGGAGCAAGUACGACCAAGGGACAUGGACAAGGGAGUGUGA